AUGUUAACUUUGUUGGCACCUGAAAAGAAAAGUGUCGAGGUUCUAGCGCAUUCGAAGCGAAUAUUUUUGUAUAUACAUUUGAGGGCGAUUGAGAACCUGCCGAGUCCGAACGGAGUACUAGAAUUACAUCUGAGCCAUGCGAAAAAUAAUCUAACCAAGCUAGUGGAUACUUACCCAUCUGAAAAUAUUAUAGAUUUAUCGAUCUUCAAUGAGUACAAGCCCACUUUUAGUCUAAUGAUUGAGCAAGAUAAUAUUGAGGAUGCGAAUAUUAUAUCUGAUCAUCCCUUGCUUAUAACCCUCUACGAUCGUAUCAAGGUACUUGUGCCAAGUGAGGCAGAAGAAAUGCAAGAAGAAGAUUUUGCAAUAUAUGAGGAACAAUUAAUCCCAAUAGCACAGGGUCAUAUUGACCUACUGAGGCUUUGUACCAAGAAGCGUGAACUAAUCACAUUUCAUUGCAUUUUGUAUCCACUAUCGAUGUCGCAAUCUUCAUUCAUCAGUUCAUGCACGACAAUGUGGGAAAUAUAUGCAUUGCUGCCGUUGCUCAAGGACCUAUCCAUCUACAAUGUAGCGUAUAUUUCAUUCGAGUCUAUAUUUAACGUGAGACCAAAUCUUAUCGACGUUGUAGAUUUGUUGGUAGCUGAUAUUUACUUUGAGUCAAAAGUUCCCAACGAACAUAAUCAGUACGAAAAAGUGAAAUUGUGCACUUUCGACAAAUUCUGCCAACAACAACUACCCGAAAAUGGUUUGCAGCUAACAUGGGCAUCCUUAAAACGAGAAGAGCCUAAAAAUUUCGAUUGUAUUGGCAUCAUAUGUGGCAACUACAUCAAUAUGUUUAAUAUUUUUCGAAAACUUGUGCAAACGGAGAGCUCAAAAAUCAACUUUGAAAAGGUCAAUUUAGAUCAUUCGGUAAUAACCAGUAAUUCAACGCACCGAUUUGUGCUAUCUGAGCAAUUUGUCCGUGUUUUGGAAGAUGUCAUAGCAUUCGAUGAGCAACAACUACUAAUUGAGCUACACCUUGUUGAUCAGCCGCACCAGUUGAUUGCGCAAGGACGUUUUGAUCUAUCAAUUUUGCUUUAUCCAUAUGGCAAGUAA
Messenger RNA from Rhagoletis pomonella (apple maggot), 1092 nucleotides. RefSeq lists its product as uncharacterized. Lineage: Eukaryota; Metazoa; Arthropoda; Insecta; Diptera; Tephritidae. The record is from RefSeq and is a predicted model, not a curated record. The transcript has a single exon. The coding region runs from base 1 to 1092 and encodes 363 amino acids.